AUGAAUCUCUGCUCUCUAGAAGAGGCGUACAUCCGAUAAGAUCAACUUUGUAGUCUCGUUAAACCGCAGUGCAGAGAAAUUUUUUUCUUCGAAACGCUCUUGUGCCUCGAGCUGAAGUAGAUAGAUGCUGUAACGCGUGAUCCGUCAUCCAAAUUUCAUUUUGGUAAAAAUUGUAAGUCCUUAAGGAAUAAAAUUUGCAAUCAAGUAAAAUUAUACGUGACAUUAUGCAAAAUUGCGAAGGAAAAAGUUCUAAUGAAUCAUUUGAGUGUACAUACAAGGUGCUAUGUCGCGAGAAAAAUGUGAAACCUUUGUCAACGAUACAAAUAUAUCUGCAAAAGAACUGCUUGCGAUUUUGUGUCGAUUAUAUAAAUUUGAAAGACUGGUCGCCACUAUUGGAUAGUAUAAUGGAAAAUCGAAGUCUGUCCGAAAUUUGUAUAUAUAGUCAACGUCUUCAUAAAAAGAUUAAAGAGAAAAUAGACACAGAAGAGAAACUUAUGAAAUUAUGGAGAUGCGCACGAAAGGAUCGACGACAGCCAGUAUUAUACACGAAUAGUCUUCUACAAUGCUUCGUUCAUUCCGUCGCAGUUUGUCUAAAGAAUUCGUUGAUGAUUACCAGCCUUACACUUGAUGGUAUCCCUUUGGCACCCAAGUAUCUAAGGAUUCUUGCUGAUGGCCUGGCAAAUAAUCAUAAUCUGCGAAGCUUAUCAUUGGCCAGAUGUCGAAUAGGUGAUAUGGGAUGUUAUAUGUUGUUGGAAAGUUUGCAGUGUAAUUCAAAUCUUCGUGUUCUGAAUCUAUCGUCAUGCUGUCUCACUACUAGAAGCGCUAUGUGUCUGUCAUUUUUCUUUAAAAAGAGAAAAGCAGAUUUAUUGAAAAAUGUUUGGAAGGAAUCAACAUUAUCUCGUGAUGUGCGUACAACGGAAGAAGGAUUGCAAGUACUAAUACUUGAUAGAAAUUAUCGAUUUAGCGAUAUUGGCUUAAAGCAGUUGAUACGUAUGUUGAAAAACGACUUUUGGCUCAAGACAUUAUGUCUACGAUGUUGUGGAAUUACUCAACGUGGAGGAGAAAUUGUGUUGGAACUUCUACAAACAAAUAGCGUACUUACGCAGAUUGAUCUUAGGGAUAAUGAAGUGUCGACCGACAUAUUGCAAAUUAUUCGCAAGUUCCUAAAGAAAAGGAAAAGCAAAGGGGAAAGAAUACCAAUGAAGAAAAGAUUGCUGAGCCACAAACAUAUCCUUGUACAAGAUAUGGUUUCCAAUGACAGAUUUUGUCAGUCUGAAUCAAAAGAGAACAGAUUUCUUAAAACACAAACUUAUACUCAAAUGAAAAUGCAAAAAGAUAGUAUUUUACAAAUGCAAAAAACCAGACAUGUAUUUAAGUUAAAAAGAAAAAGUGAUAACAAAUAUAGAUUGCACACUGCAGUAAAAAAAAGUCAUAUCAAAUGGUCUAAAGCGGACGAAUUAAAAAAUCGCUUAUCUCUCAUGAUUGAACACAAUCAGAACUUAAUAAGGGAUUUAGAAACGAGCACCAGUUUUCUAUUGGAGGAAAGAGAUCGCCGUUUGAAUGCCGAGGAAGCAUAUCAUAAAAUACAACCCCGACUGAAGAAUCUCAAGAAUAAAAUUGCUAUGCAAAAUUCUAUUCAGUCAAAUAUGCGUUACGAAAAUCAAGUUUACGCAAAUCUACAAAACGUAUUCAAUGACUUAAAAAUAUCUACAAACGGAAAAAUAUUAAGAGUGGAUGACAAAAGUCUUAGCAAAGAAGCUAACGAGAACAAAAUUAAAUUUAAUAUUUGUUACAAAAAUUAACCAUUUAAAAUGACAUUGUUCAAUUCUUUUCAUAAGACUUAAUUGUUCUAAAUAAAUAA
Molecule: messenger RNA, 1861 nt
Organism: Cyphomyrmex costatus
Lineage: Eukaryota; Metazoa; Arthropoda; Insecta; Hymenoptera; Formicidae
Product: protein Cep78 homolog
Exons: 7
Coding region: 225-1802 (525 amino acids)
Biological process (GO): cilium organization
Cellular component (GO): ciliary basal body; centrosome
Molecular function (GO): protein binding
Source: RefSeq, a predicted model, not a curated record